UCAAGUACAGUGCUGAGUAGGAUUUACAGAACUAGGUCUUGAGCAUUAAAACAAAGCCACUCGUGCAGAGAAAAUUUACAAAGCCGUGGGGAAAAGGAGAUAAAAGAGGGAAGGGCGAGAGGACUGCGCAGACAAAGACUCAAAACAGGGAAACUCCCUCCUCUUCUAAAGGCGGAGGACAAAAACCAAAGAGAGCAACCAGCAGGCUUUCAUCACAGCCUGCAAAACCAAACCUCUCCUCAGCCAUUAAUUAAUUUCCAUCAAGGCUUCAGUCACUUUGCACCUACAUCAUUUUACAGUCGAUGCGGAAUGUAAAGAGGAAGACUAUGGACAAUUAGACGGAUGUGAAAAGAAAGCAUCUGCUUGAAAGAUUGCUGAGAGAAAAUCUGGUGGACAAAAUAAAAAAUAGGUCAGUAAGAGGUAACCAUGGAAGCAGCAGGAUCACCAUGGAGGAAUUUUGUCUUGUUUACACUGAUGUUUCCAGUAAUACUGGAGGUCCACAGGGUCCUGGGCUGUCGGCUUGGCACCGGACCAGAGUGUGAGAAGGCUCCUUUUGUUCCAGGCCACAACUUGGCUGGGGAGGGGUUUGAUAUAGUGCGACUGCGUCGAACUGGAGCGUAUGUCAUUAACGUCAAAGCUCAUCUGGAUGACAACCACACCUGCACACUGUGUCCAAACAGAUUCCAGAAUGGACAGAUUCAGAGGCUCCCCGCCGCAGUGCUUGACUGGCGCCCCUUCAGCCGCUGCAGUAAGCAGCUUUCCAGUGCGCUCCACCACUCUGUGGACUCCCUGCUGCGCAGCUCCAACUCACUGGUUAACAACAACUGGGGUUUGGGGUUGAGCCUCUCCAUGAUCGGCCAGGCAGUGCUUGGAGGAAGCCGCUCAGAUUUGGCAAAGUUUGCUCGCUCACAGCACAGUGUGGACAAAGCUACAUUUGCCAUUCAUGAAAUUAGCUGCUCCUACUACAGCUACAGGCUGGCCGACCACCCCCAGCUGAGUGCAGAGUUCACCAAGCAUCUGAAGAGACUCCCGCAGAGUUUAGACACAGUCCAGAACAAAGCCCUGUACAGACGGCUCAUAGACACCUACGGGACACACUAUAUACAUCAGGUCCAGCUUGGAGGUAAAGUGAGGCGAAUCACCGCCUUCAGGACAUGCUUGGCCACUCUGAAGGGGUUCUCAGAGUCUGAAAUCAAAAACUGCCUGAAUCUUGAACUCCGCAUGGCUCUGGGUUUUCUCCCCGCCAAUGCAUCCUUCUCCAACAAGUGUGACAACCUCCUGAAGGGGAAUCUUAGCAUGGGGUUCUACCAGGGCUUCAUGACACAUAAGAUUGAGGUCAUUGGAGGGGAGAAGUAUUUCCCUGACAUCCUCUACCAGCGAGAUCCAUCCGAAGCAUACCACAGCUGGAUAAACAGCCUCCACGACAACCCAGACGUGGUUUCUUAUGCCAUCUUCCCACUGCACCAUCUGGUGGAGGACACAGAAAUCAGUGCUAACCUGAGAAGCAUGGUCACCGAUUACAUCAAAGAGAACCAGUUGGAAGAACAGCACGGUGUGAAGAAUUGCUCCCCGACUCCCAACGUGGAUCACAACUGCUGCCCUUUGAGAGCCAGCAGAGGAACUCUGAGGCUGGAAAUGCACAGAGCAGCAGGGCUGAGGGCCGACACCUUCACAAAAACAGACGCGUACGUUAAGAUCUUCUAUGGCGGCAUUUACGAAGAGACUGAAACAGUGAUGGACAACAAUGACCCAGUAUGGAACGCUACGUAUGAUUUUGGUUCAGUGGAGAUGGGUCAGGACCUGAGGCUGGAAGUCUGGGACAGGGAUGUGCUUUAUAAUGAUGUAGCAGGGAUUUGUGUUGUUUAUCCAGAGAAGGGGACCCAUUCUUUAAGCUGUCAGCUACGUAAAGGAGUUCUUUAUUUCACUUACACCGUAACAUGUGAUGCCCAUCUGACAGGGUUCAGGUGUGGACGAUAUUCUCCAAAUGCAGAGUAAACUGGAUUGUCAAAAUUCUCCUGCAAGUUUGAGCAGUCUUGUUCUACUGCACUAAACUUUUAUUAUUUUCUUUCAUAUUUUAUCAGUGUAGAUAGCUUGUUAAGUCAUGCUUUAUAUGUAAAUAUGUAGUCUGGCCACGACCCAUAGACAGAGCUUAGUUGUAAGGAUGAAAUCUACGGUUAUCUUCCUAACAGUUUUUGCACCCAGGCUAGGAUCAAUCAGAGCAACAAACAACAUGAUGUAUUUAUCACUACAAAAAGCAGCCUAAGGGGCAGUCUGCAAUACACCGUCAAAGAAGUACUUAUAUCUGCUCACGUCUCAAAGAAAAGUCCAAGUCUAAACAGAUCAAAGAUGACGCCAAAGUAAUUUCAAACAAGCACCAUUCCUGAGCUGAUCCAAUCGUUAUUUGGCUCUGUUGCAACUCUGCUGUCAUUGUAAAAAAAAAUAAAAAUCUCUGCCAUAAUAGUGCCAAGCCCACACAAUGUCUAACUACAAACACAUGGCGCUUACACAUUAGGGUCAGUACAGUCGGGUACAGGACCAGAAUUUGAUUUCACACAUGGGUCACAUAUGAGUUUUCCGUUCUGAGGUGACUUUUUUCAGACGUCUUCCCCAGAGGUCUGACUGUGACCAAAGUGACACUACAGACUGAUUGGCUGGCUGAAAUUAUGCUUACCAACUCCAAUUGGCAAGUAGAAUCAGUCAGUGGGAGGUUCCCACAUGCGCAAAUUUUCAUGCUUGAUGCUGUUAAGUCAACUUCUCUGUCUGUAGCAAGGAGCUGCAGCUCAGUGGGAAUGGGAAAAGAGAGAGAGCUGUGUGUGUGUGUGUGUGUGUGUGUGUGUGUGGCCCUGUCCUCGCUCAGAGCAGCAAAUUGCACGGAGCUCUUGCCCCAGCGAGCCGGCAGACAGCUGCUCAGUGGGAGGAGAAAGCAGAGUGUGUGUGGCCCACAGCAGCAGAGAACAAGAGUUUUAUGAGGACACACACAGCAAAUUAAUAAAAUAAUGUGGUUCAGAGUCUCUAUGCCCACCUUUGUUUAUCAUUUUAUGGAGACACCACGGACUUCCCCAUGCAUCUUAAACGCUGCCCACGGGCUCUUGGACGCAUUUCUGAGAAGUCCUUCAGAAUUGCACGUGAACACUACACUGCCUGUACGAGACUGAACGGACACGAUCCUCCCCCAACAGUACUGACCCUAAUGUGUAAGCGGCAAUAAAGGGCUGUGAUUGGGUCGGCCUACACUGAGCCGAGCUAAUGGAAAGAAGCUAGAAGAACAUGCAGAGCUAAUUAUUUUGCUGCUGCUACAUCUAGAUUACUAGGCUAGUAGAUUAAAACGUCUGAAAACAAAAGUUAUUGACUUCUCAGUUUUUCCUCAUGUCAUUUUACCAUGAUCAGUGAAAAGGUCAUUUCAAAAGUAUUUCAAAAAAUGUUUUGUAAUUUACAUGAAGUAGACAGUAUUAGAGAACAUAUUAAUCUUUGUAUAAAAUAAAGCAGACAUUUUCGCAUUCCCAAUUACCUGCUUUUGUAAAUUUUUGUAACAAUAAACCAAUGAUCUUA
Messenger RNA from Nothobranchius furzeri (turquoise killifish), 3549 nucleotides. RefSeq names its product perforin-1. NCBI's taxonomy places the organism in Eukaryota, Metazoa, Chordata, Actinopteri, Cyprinodontiformes, Nothobranchiidae. The record is from RefSeq and is a predicted model, not a curated record. Gene Ontology annotation, cellular component: membrane; membrane attack complex. Gene Ontology annotation, molecular function: wide pore channel activity. Gene Ontology annotation, biological process: defense response to virus; immunological synapse formation; T cell mediated cytotoxicity.